AUGGCAAAAACGAGUAUUCGUUGGCAUUACAAAAGUGACAACGAGUAUUCGUUGGCAUUACAAAAGAAAAUUCGUUGGCAUUACAAAUUUUCUGUUCAUUAUCUAUCUAUCUAUCUAUCUAUCUAUCUAUCUAUCUAUCUAUGUUUGUUUCUUUCUUGUUCAGUCUGUUCCUAUCUAUCUAUCUAUUUCACUCUGUUUGUCAAUUUAUAUGUGUAUGCACCUAUUUCACUCUGUUCAUCUAUCUAUCUAUCUAUCUAUCUAUCUAUCUACAUUUCUCCAUAUCUGCCUUUGUUCCUAUCUAUCUAUCUAUCUAUCUAUCUUAGUUUGUUUCUUUUUUGCUCAGUCUGUUUCCUAUCUAUCUAUCUAUCUAUCUAUCUAUCUAUCUAUCUAUCUAUCUUAGUUUGUUUCUUUCUUGCUCAGUCUGUUCCUAUCUAUCUAUUUAUCUAUCUAUCUAUCUAUCUUAGUUUGUUUCUUUCUUGCUCAGUCUGUUCCUAUCUAUCUAUCUAUCUAUCUAUCUAUCUAUCUAUCUAUCUUAGUUUGUUUCUUUAUUGUUCAGUCUGUUCCAAUCUAUCUAUCUAUCUAUCUAUAUUAGUCUGUUUCUUUCUUGUCCAGUCUGUUCCUAUCUAUCUAUCUAUCUAUCUAUCUAUCUAUCUAUCUAUCUAUCUUAGUUUAUCUAUCUUAGUUUGUUUCUUUAUUAUUCAGUCUGUUCAAUCUAUCUAUCUAUCUAUCUAUCUUAGUUUGUUUCUUUCUUGUCCAGUCUGUUCCUAUCUAUCUAUCUAUCUAUCUAUCUAUCUAUCUAUCUAUCUAUCUAUCUUAUUUGUUUCUUUCUUGCUCAGUCUGUUCCUAUCUAUCUAUCUAUCUAUCUAUCUAUCUAUCUAUCUAUCUAUCUAUCUUAGUUUGUUUCUUUCUUGCUCAGUCUGUUCCUAUCUAUCUAUCUAUCUAUCUAUCUAUCUAUCUAUCUAUCUAUCUAUCUUAGUUUGUUUCUUUCUUGCUCAGUCUGUUCCUAUCUAUCUAUCUAUCUAUCUAUCUAUCUAUCUAUCUAUCUUAUUUUUAGUUCAAUCUAUCUAUCUAUCUAUCUAUCUAUCUAUCUAUCUAUCUAUCUAUCUAUCUAUCUAUCUUAAUCUUUUUAUUGCAUAUAACAAUCUAUCUAUCUAUCUAUCUAUCUAUCUUUUAUUAGAUGUCGAAAUCGCUUUAUCUUCCAUAAUCUUUGCUUCUUUGAGCUACUUAAUAAUAAGUCAAGAUAAAUGUUUCUUUGGCGACCUGGUGAUUAUCUAUCUAUCUAUCUAUCUAUCUAUCUAUCUAUCUAUCUAUCUAUCUGUCUCGGUACUUGUCGCCAACUUUUCUCUUAUUCGCCUCAUCACGUUACUUUUGCGCUAUCUGAUGACCAUUUUUUCUGAUUGUUUCAGUAUUCUUUAA
Messenger RNA from Acanthosepion pharaonis, 1416 nucleotides. Lineage: Eukaryota; Metazoa; Mollusca; Cephalopoda; Sepiida; Sepiidae. The record is from the annotation of a GenBank genome assembly.